Messenger RNA from Vitis riparia (riverbank grape), 1374 nucleotides. RefSeq names its product protein CDI-like. The transcript has 2 exons. Lineage: Eukaryota; Viridiplantae; Streptophyta; Magnoliopsida; Vitales; Vitaceae. The record is from RefSeq and is a predicted model, not a curated record. Bases 292 to 1056 code for a protein of 254 amino acids.
CUGGAUCUGCGCUGCUUCUCUCUCUCUCUCUCUCUCGCUCUCUCAACGUGAUAACCGGGGGCCUUCUCUCUUCCUCAGCGUGUAAGAGUCAAACAAACUCUCUCCCACCGUGUCGGUGCAUUUUGAGCACAAUCUCGACAACAGUUCUCGAUUAUUUCAAGCCACAUCACAUCUCUUAUUUAUAUACCUUCCUCUUCCCAUCAUCGUCUUCAUCAGCAUUUGCUACUCUCAAAGGCCUAAAUUUCACUCUUUGGAGUCUCAAGGCCUGAAGUUUUCUUUCUGAAAGAAGAGAUGAGUUUGGUCAGUAAUGGAAAGGGUAACCUGGAUUGUAAUGGUACAGUCAAACCCUUUAAGAUCUUUGUGGGUUAUGAUCCCCGUGAAGAUCUAGCCUAUGAAGUCUGUUGCCAUUCGCUUCUGAAACGAUCUUCAAUCCCCAUCGAGAUCACACCGAUAAAACAAUCUGAUCUGAGGAAGAGUGGGUUGUAUUGGCGCGAGAGAGGCCAAACUGAGAGCACUGAGUUCUCAUUUUCGCGCUUCUUGACACCAUACCUGGCGAACUAUGAGGGUUGGGCAAUGUUUGUAGAUUGUGAUUUCCUAUACUUGGGUGACAUUAAGGAGUUGCGGGAUUUGGUUGAUGAUAACUACGCGAUGAUGUGCGUUCAGCAUGAUUACACCCCCAAGGAGAAGACGAAAAUGGAUGGAGUCGUGCAGACAGUUUACCCUAGGAAGAACUGGUCUUCAAUGGUGUUGUAUAACUGUGGGCACCCAAAGAACAGGGUGUUGACCCCAGAUGUAGUGAAUUCUCAGACUGGUGCCUUCCUCCACAGGUUUCAGUGGCUCGAGGAUCAUGAAAUUGGGUCAAUUCCAUUUGUAUGGAACUUCCUCGUAGGGCAUAAUAAGGCCGAGGAGAAUGAUCCAUCAACAUUCCCCAAAGCCAUACAUUACACACUUGGGGGGCCAUGGUUUGAGGCUUGGAAGGACUGUGAGUUUGGGGACCUGUGGUUGAAUGAAAUGGAGGAGUACAAGAAGGAAGCAAACAAGAAAACCGAAAACUAAACCCAUGAUUUUGAUUACAAAUUAUUCAGGUAUAUAGUAGCUAUAAUCAUAUGCUCUUAAGCACUCUUUUUUCGGGCUUUCAGAUUUGUUAUUGGUUUAGUAGAUAUGAUAUUGAUUUUAUUAAGUGUUGGGUAUUGUUGUUUCAAUAGUUAUUAACAGGGCAUUGCAGGCAUAUAUGCAUAUACACAUGUAUGAUCUUGCCUUAUAUCUCUAAUGUUUCAGCAUUUGUUUCUUUCUUUAACAGCUUAAUUCCAAUAUUUGGGGUGUAAUAACUCUUGCUUUGUUAUAAAUUAUGAAAAAGUUAUUAUAUUAUCAGUA